AUGGCUCUACAAGAUGGAGUGUUGGCAGUGGGACGGUCACACCCAGGACGGUCACACCCAGGACGGUCAUACCCAGGACGGUCACACCCAGGACGGUCACACCCAGGACGGUCAUACCCUGGACGUCACACCCUGGACGGUCACACCCAGGACGGUCACACCUGGACGGUCACACCCAGGACGGUCACACCCAGGACGGUCACACCCUGGACGGUCACACCCAGAACGGUUACACCCAGACGGUCACACCCAGGACGGUCACACCCAGGACGGUCACCCAGGACGGUCACACCACGGUCACACCAGGAGGUCCACCUUGGACGGUCACACCCAGGACGGUCACACGAGGGACGGUCACACCCAGGAUGGUCACACCAGGACGGUCACACCCAGGACGGUCACACCCAGGACGGUCACACCCAGGACAGUCACACCCAGGACGGUCACACACCUCUGACGGUCACACCCAGGACGGUCACCACCCAGGACGGUCACACCCAGGACGGUCACACCGAGGACGGUCACACCCAGGGCGGUCACACCCUGGACGGUCACACCCAGGACGGUCACACCCCUGACGGUCACACCCAGGACGGUCACACCCAGGACGGUCACAACAGGACGGUCACACCUGGACGGUCACACCCAGGACGGUCACACCCUGGACGGUCACACCCAGGACGGUCACACCAGGUGCUUAUUCCACAGACAAAGAAAAAGUAUCAAAAAAUGAAGAAGGAAUCCAAGUGA
Molecule: messenger RNA, 750 nt
Organism: Homarus americanus (American lobster)
Lineage: Eukaryota; Metazoa; Arthropoda; Malacostraca; Decapoda; Nephropidae
Product: spermidine/spermine N(1)-acetyltransferase-like protein 1
Exons: 2
Coding region: 1-750 (249 amino acids)
Source: RefSeq, a predicted model, not a curated record